Messenger RNA from Apaloderma vittatum (bar-tailed trogon), 876 nucleotides. It is a transcript of the gene GRB2, whose product is annotated as growth factor receptor-bound protein 2. Lineage: Eukaryota; Metazoa; Chordata; Aves; Trogoniformes; Trogonidae. The coding region runs from base 30 to 683 and encodes 217 amino acids. The record is from RefSeq and is a predicted model, not a curated record. Gene Ontology annotation, molecular function: protein binding. The transcript is spliced from 5 exons.
CCCGCACCGCCCCGCGCGGCAGCCCCAGCAUGGAAGCCAUCGCCAAGUACGACUUCAAAGCCACCGCGGACGACGAGCUGAGCUUCAAACGGGGGGAUAUCCUUAAGGUUUUGAAUGAAGAAUGUGAUCAGAAUUGGUACAAGGCAGAACUCAAUGGAAAAGACGGCUUCAUUCCCAAGAACUACAUAGAAAUGAAACCCCAUCCGUGGUUUUUUGGAAAGAUUCCCCGAGCGAAGGCUGAAGAGAUGUUAGGCAAACAGAGACACGAUGGUGCCUUCCUCAUCAGGGAGAGUGAGAGCGCUCCCGGGGACUUCUCCCUCUCGGUCAAGUUUGGAAAUGAUGUGCAGCACUUCAAGGUGCUUAGAGAUGGGGCUGGCAAAUAUUUCCUCUGGGUGGUGAAGUUCAAUUCUUUGAACGAGCUGGUAGAUUAUCACAGAUCCACAUCUGUCUCCAGGAACCAGCAGAUAUUUCUCCGGGACAUUGAACAGGUGCCACAGCAACCAACAUACGUUCAGGCCCUGUUCGAUUUCGAUCCCCAGGAGGAAGGAGAGCUGGGUUUCCGGCGUGGAGACUUUAUCCAAGUCCUUGACAAUUCUGACCCCAACUGGUGGAAGGGAGCCUGCCACGGACAGACGGGCAUGUUUCCACGCAACUAUGUGACCCCAGUGAACCGGAACAUCUAGAGAUAAAUAUUAGAGAUUAUUUAAAGAAACCAGAGAAACAGUAAAUACACAUACAGAGCCUAACUGCAGCCAGUGACUUAAAAUCACACGGUGAUAAAAACCUGAGUCACCUUUCACCGUGAGGUGAUCCUCCUUCACUCAGUACGGAACUUCAGGGGCGGGGGGGAAAAAAAACACCAAAACUUAUCUUUAA